This is a messenger RNA of Eutrema salsugineum, 832 nucleotides long. Its product is annotated as thioredoxin X, chloroplastic. Gene Ontology annotation, molecular function: oxidoreductase activity, acting on a sulfur group of donors, disulfide as acceptor. The transcript is spliced from 2 exons. NCBI's taxonomy places the organism in Eukaryota, Viridiplantae, Streptophyta, Magnoliopsida, Brassicales, Brassicaceae. Bases 67 to 624 code for a protein of 185 amino acids. Gene Ontology annotation, cellular component: cytoplasm. The record is from RefSeq and is a predicted model, not a curated record.
CUAUUCCUCCACACAAUAGCAGCAACUGAAACAUUGACUGAGGAAUUGGAGGACGAGGAAGAAGACAUGGAUUGUAUCGUCUCCAGUUCUACGAUUCUUAUCCGAUCAUAUCUCACUCCGGUUCGUUCUCUCUCUUCGGCUGCCUCCGUAUCCGUCAAGCCUCUGAGCUCAGCGCAGGUCGCAUCCUUCUCGGCUAAUAGCCACAUACUUUCGUUCAGGUCCGGUGGUAAACGAACCAGGAAACUCUUAGCUAAUGCUUCUAGGUCGGCGAUAAGAUGCGGCGGAAUCAAAGAGAUCGGAGAAAGUGAGUUUUCGAGUACGGUUCUGGAAUCGGACCGGCCGGUUCUGGUGGAGUUCGUCGCGACUUGGUGUGGUCCCUGCAAAUUGAUCUAUCCCGCUAUGGAAUCCUUAUCUCAGGAAUAUGGUGACAGAUUGACGAUUGUAAAGAUUGAUCACGACGCUAAUCCCAAGUUAAUAGCAGAUUUCAAGGUUUAUGGUUUACCGCAUUUCAUCCUCUUCAAAGACGGGAAGGAAGUUCCAGGUAGCAGAAGGGAAGGUGCUAUUACAAAAGCCAAGCUUAAGGAGUACAUUGAUGGUCUCUUGAACACAAUAUCUGUUUCUUAAUCGUCUCUCUUUCUCUCCACUGGUAUUCCUCGGUAUCAACACACUAUUUAUUGUGUAAACAAAAUCUCUUCUUCCCAUUAUGAUCUUCAUCACCCGUUUCUUAUCAAAUGUGUAAAUCUAGCAACAAGUUUUACUAAUGGAAAAGACUUGAGCUCUUCUCAGAAUCAAACAAGUAUCAUAGGGAUAUAUACAUCUAGGUUUCUUUGCU